Lates calcarifer (barramundi perch) is the source of this 237-nucleotide messenger RNA. Its product is annotated as E3 ubiquitin-protein ligase HECTD1. Gene Ontology annotation, cellular component: nuclear speck. The record is from RefSeq and is a predicted model, not a curated record. Lineage: Eukaryota; Metazoa; Chordata; Actinopteri; Centropomidae. Gene Ontology annotation, molecular function: ubiquitin protein ligase activity. Gene Ontology annotation, biological process: anatomical structure development; proteasome-mediated ubiquitin-dependent protein catabolic process; protein K63-linked ubiquitination.
GUGGAGUUUCUAUGUGAAAGGGGGCGGACGUCAACAGAGGUCAGAGGUCAUCAUCACUACACUACGCUGCCUGUUUCGGACGCCCACAAGUAGCCAAGACUCUGCUGCGUCACGGAGCCAACCCCGACCUGAGAGACGAGGACGGGAAGACUCCUCUGGACAAGGCCCGGGAGAGAGGACACAGUGAGGUGGUGGCUAUCCUGCAGUCCCCAGGUGAGGACUGAGGACACAGCAGCU